This is a messenger RNA of Diorhabda sublineata, 2468 nucleotides long. RefSeq names its product vacuolar protein sorting-associated protein 53 homolog (gene Vps53). Lineage: Eukaryota; Metazoa; Arthropoda; Insecta; Coleoptera; Chrysomelidae. The transcript is spliced from 8 exons. Gene Ontology annotation, cellular component: GARP complex. Gene Ontology annotation, biological process: retrograde transport, endosome to Golgi. The record is from RefSeq and is a predicted model, not a curated record. Bases 77 to 2434 code for a protein of 785 amino acids.
GAGUAUCAUUUUUUUAGGUUAUAGUAUAUUGUGACGUUUUCGGUAGUUCAUAGUUUAGUCACAAAUAUUUACAAACAUGGAUAUUGAAGAAGAAAUUGAUGAUGAAAAUCUAUUUAUCACUUUUCCUCCUAUAGUUCAAAAAGCAAUUGAAGAGGUAUUUCCUAGUAAAGAUCCUCUAGAUGAACCUGAUUUUAACAGCAUCGAUUAUAUUAAUUCAUUAUUUCCAACUGAACAAUCAUUAUCAAAUAUAGACGAAGUUGUAUUUAAAGUUGAAAAUAAAAUAAGUUCGAUAGAUAAUGAAAUAAGUACUGUCGUUCGUAGUCAAAUAACAGCAAGUGAAGAAGGAAGACAAGCUUUAGAAGAAGCACAAAAGGUCAUCAAACAACUUUUUGCACAUAUUACUGACAUUAAGGAACAAGCGGAAAAAUCUGAAGAAAUGGUCCGUGAAAUAACAAGAGAUAUAAAACAACUUGAUUCUGCGAAAAGAAAUUUAACCCUGGCUAUAACCACUCUGAAUCAUUUACACAUGUUAGUUGGGGGGGUUGAUACACUGAAAUCUCUCACACAGAGGAGAUUGUAUGGUGAAAUAGUGCUACCACUACAAGCUAUAAGUGAAGUUAUGACACAUUUUGAGAACUAUUCCAAUAUACCACAAAUAAAGAGUUUGAGUGAUCAAGUCAAAUCUAUACACUUUGAAUUAGCAGAACAGAUAACACACGACUUUAAAGAGGCAUUUUCUGGUUCAAAUACAAAAACUGCUAUUCCAAACAAACAACUAGCUCAGGCAUGUUUGGUGCUCUCGAUAUUGGAUCCCAAAGUGAAAAAGGAAUUACUAAAAUGGUUUGUGAAUGUACAGUUACAAGAAUACAGUCACUUGUUCCAAGAAACCGAAGAUACAGCUUGGUUAGAUAAAAUAGACAAAAGAUAUUCUUGGAUAAAGAAACAUUUAUUGGAAUUUGAAGAUAGAUUAGGUAAUAUGUUUCCACAAAAUUGGGAAGUAUCAGAGAGAAUAGCUGUUCAAUUUUGUCAUGAUACCAGAGAAGCCUUAUCGAAAAUUAUGGUGAAGAGAAAGAAUGAAAUAGAUGUGAAACUGUUACUUUAUGCCAUUCAAAAAACUUCUGCAUUCGAAGGACUUUUAGCUAGGAGAUUCACCGGUAUCACAUUGAAUGAAAAUAGUGAUGCUUCUAAAGAUAACGGGGAUGACAAUAAACAUAACGAUUAUGGUAAAAUUGAGGAUAUUAAUUCAUCUGCAUUCCACGGACUUAUAGGUAGAUGUUUCAUCCCCCAUUUAGAAAUCUACAUCGAAAGUGUAGAUAGAAAUCUGGCUGAUUUGAUUGAACGUUUCGUUUUGGAUCAGAAACAAAGUAAACCUACAGAAGCGACCGAAACACAAGCUUCCAUAUUACCCAGUUGUCCUGAUCUGUUUGUAUUUUAUAAGAAGAGUAUGAUACAAUGUAAUCAACUGGAUAAUGGUCAAACUAUGUUGAAUCUCACUAAAACUUUUCAGAAAUAUUUACAUGAAUAUGCGGAAAAAUUGUUGUUGAGCAAUUUACCCAAAAUAGAACCACAAAGUUUGGGUACUUCGGUGCAAAAUUUCACCAAAGAUUUGCAGAAAAUAUCAACGUCCGGAUUGAUACAGAACUUUUCGUCUUUGUUGAAAGAAGGAGAAUUAACCAGGUUCAGUAAAGAAGAACAAACAAAAAUUUGUUAUAUAUUAACAACAGCCGAAUAUUGUUUAGAAACCACUCAACAACUGCAGGAUAAAUUAAAAGAAAAAAUAGUACCUUCGAUGGCGGACCAAGUUGAUUUGACUAAAGAACAAGAUAAUUUCCAUAAAGUAAUAUCAAAUUGCAUUCAAUUAUUAGUACAAGAUUUAGAAAAUUCAUGCGAACCUGCAUUGACAGCAAUGAGUAAGGUCCAAUGGCAGAACGUCGACACCGUCGGUGAUCAAAGUUCAUACAUAACCUCAAUUACCACUCACCUGAAAACCAACGUUCCUAUAAUACGAGAAAACCUGUCACAUUCAAGAAAAUACUUCACUCAAUUCUGCAUAAAAUUCGCCAACAGUUUCAUACCUAAAUUCAUCCAAAGCAUAUACAAAUGCAAACCGAUCAAUACCGAAGGUGCCGAACAACUUCUUCUAGAUACUCACAUGUUGAAAACCGUAUUACUGAAUCUGCCGUCAAUAGCAUCGCAAAUAAACCGCACGGCACCGGCGGCGUACGUUAAAGUUGUCACCAAAGGUAUGACUAGAGCGGAAAUGAUUUUGAAAGUUGUUAUGACACCCAUCGAACCGGCUAAGAAUUUUGUUGAGCAGUAUAAAAAGUUGUUACCGGACAGUCAACUCACGGAAUUCCAUAAAGUUUUGGAGAUGAAAAGCGUAAAGAGACAAGAUCAGACUGUAUUAUCCGAUAUUUUUAAGAGUAAUAAAUAAAGUGAAACAUUUUGAGGUAUUCUCAAUUUUUUAA